UACCAAGAUGCGUUUCACAAUAAUUUGCAUUUUCUGCCUGGCAGCUGGGAUCCUGGCUGUCGACAUGGAGUCGGAUUCCCUACAGGAGCAGUACGAAAAGGAACAAUACCUUAUACGCAAAAAGAUUUGCCUUCAAAGUUCGGAGUACGGAAAGUGCAGGGGCCGCCGGAAACUCUGGUUCUACAAUACCAAAAAAUCCAAUUGCCUUCCUUUCAUCUACUCCAAUUGUGGGGGCAAUGGUAACCUUUUCUAUACCAAGGACAGUUGCAUGGAGUAUUGUGGCAGACACAACUGGAAGAAGGCUCGAAAGUCAGGUCGUCUACGUAUAGCUGCUCCUAGAAGUAAAAAUGGAAAUUGAAUGGCUUUUUCUACGAUUAUUUACUUGAAUAUAAUAAAAAUCUAUAUACUAUUUAAUUGAAAUUACUGGUUCUUAAAGUCCUGUGUAGUUCAGACCACAUUUCCAUUAGCUGUAAAGAGUAUAAAUAACCAAUGAAAUAAAUUUCAGAGCACAUUUUGAAAUGGAACUGCCUAUAGAGUUAUUGUGCCUUUUGAGACUUUUUGUCUCAAUAGUUCAGAGUGCAAGAAAGCGGAAGGCUUUUUGUUACCUGCCCCACGAAUUGGGUAAAUGUGAAGGCCAUUGCGUUAUGUAGGCUUUUUCUAAUAGGCAACAAAUGUGCCUUCCAUUCGCUUUCUCCAGUUGUGGCGGUAAUGAAAAUCGCUUCUGUUCCAAGGAAAACUGUGCGAAAGCUUGCGCCCAAAUUCAAUCUCUAUUUCUUUACUGUAUAGUAUUUGAUGGAAAAUAUAAAUCUGUUUAUACAAGUGAUAAACCAACGAAGCUAUCAUCAUUUUAUUGGCUAUACUCACUUACAACUACCAACUUUCCUUUGGAAUGAAAUAGUCAUUUUCCUGUUAGGAAAACGAUUUUUUACCAAAGCUCACGGCGAAUUGCGACCAAAUUUUGUAGCUCGCCUUUCUCUCUCAUUGGUUAUUUUACUUGCAUGGACUAUACACUUUAAAAUUCUUUUUCAUUUAAUAAUAAAUAAUAAUUUAAAAAAAUUAAUUUUUUAUAAAAUA
Drosophila teissieri is the source of this 1074-nucleotide messenger RNA. RefSeq names its product amyloid-beta A4 protein. The transcript has 3 exons. Gene Ontology annotation, molecular function: serine-type endopeptidase inhibitor activity. NCBI's taxonomy places the organism in Eukaryota, Metazoa, Arthropoda, Insecta, Diptera, Drosophilidae. The coding region runs from base 8 to 358 and encodes 116 amino acids. The record is from RefSeq and is a predicted model, not a curated record.